GACAGUCAAGAGAAAACAAAAAUACCUAGUGCAAUUUUCUUCAUGUGAGCUACUUUGUCCCGUUCGAUUUCUUGGAUUUUCAACGAAAUUGAUUGCGCUUUCUUCUAAAAACAAUCAGUUCAAAAGCUUCUUUCUAUACAUGGUGCAUCAUAAUCAUCAGAUCUUGGUGAAUGUGACAUAUUGGCGACGAAUUAUGUUGAAAAACAAGUGUGACGUCACAAUUUUUAUCAGCUGAGGAGUUGGGUAGUGCAAGGAAAGGUCGGAACAAAACAAACAAUAUGGGAGGCGCCGUGAGUUCGGGCAGGGAUAACAACGAGUUAAUCGACAAUCUAGUGAGCAGCAACUACAUCCGGUCACGGGAUGUGGAGCGCGUUUUUAGGGCGCUGGACCGCGCCGAUUACAUGACGCGGGAUGCACGGGAUCAGGCCUAUAAGGACCUGGCGUGGCGGCACGGCCCGCUGCACCUCUCCGCGCCCUGCAUCUACAGUGAAGUGAUGGAAGGUCUGGAGCUGUCUCCAGGGCUGUCAUUCCUGAAUGUAGGCUCGGGUACAGGCUAUCUCAGCACCCUAGUGGGGCUGAUCUUGGGCUCCAGCGGCAUCAGCCAUGGGGUGGAAGUGCAUCCCACAGUGGUGGAAUAUGCUACUAAAAGGCUGGGACAGUUUAUAGAAAACUCUCCAGUUUUGGAUGAGUUUGACUUUUGUGAGCCUAAAUAUUAUCUGGGCAACGGACUCUGCAUAGCACCAUUGGGAGCACCCUACGACCGUGUGUACUGUGGCGCUGGCUGCCCGGAGGAGUACCAGAAUUACUUCAAACAACUUAUCAAGGUGGGUGGUAUCCUGGUGAUGCCGCUAAACGACAAUCUAGUCCAGGUGAAGAGGGUCGGCGAGGCCGAGUGGACCUCGCGCAGCGUCCUCAACGUGUCGUUCGCGACGUUGCGCGUCCCGACCAAGGAGGAGGCCGGGGAACUUAUUAGAUUGGAGGAACAGUGCCCAGCGCGCCUCCAAACGCUUUGCCGCGGCAUGGUCCGCUCCGCGCUCCGCGGGGGCGUGUGGCGAAGGCACCCUGAACUAAGGGCGCCGCCGCCGCGCCCUCCUCCAGCCAAGAAGCCCUGUCCUAGGAGGAUCUGCAUACCUAUUGAGGAUGAGAGCGAUGUUGAGGGUCUAAACGCUCUACACGAUCUGGACCGCAACGGUGGCGCGGGCGAGAUGAACGCCCUACUGUCCUUGGUCCUAAGCAUGGGCCCGUCCCGUGUGGCCGGCGCUUUACGAUUCGAUGCGCCUUCCGACGACGAGUCCGAUGAUAACCAGGACUCCACCGAUCAGCGUCCCGACGAUGCCAGCCCGCCUCGCUCGUCCAACUCCUCGCCGCGCAGCGGGCCGGAGCCCGGGGCUGCUGGCUCCCGGGCCCGCGCGCGGGGCCGCGAGCGCCGCCCCUGCCGCGGCAUGCUCACCUUCGAGCUCAGGGACGAGGAGAGGCCCAGGGCGGGGACUGCUGACCCCGAGCCAGUCCCAUCAGCCAGCGGAUCACAGUCCACAGACACUGCCGACAACCCCGCCGCUCUCGACAAAGACACCGAUCGCGACACAAGCGACGGCGAACACGCGCGCGACAGGAGCGACACACGCGACAGGAGUGACAGAGACGGAGAUAGGACACGGGACGACAGGAGUGACAGAGAUGGAGAGAGUGACACAGAUAGGAGUGAUAGGGACAGGCGGGGUAGACGGAGACGCAGGGACGGGAGCGAUGAUGAGCAGGAUGAGAUGCCGGCUGAGGUGGAGAUAUACUUGGGCAAGAUGGGAGGCGGCGAAGCCACGACAUCCCGUGAGAUGGACUGGGACGCCGACGAGGAGGAGGUCGAGGACGACGAACCGGAGGACGACACCGAGACCGAGCACGCCAGCCUCUCCGCCGACGCGGAGCCCGACGCCGCCUCGGCCGCCGACAAGCCGCCUCGGCAGAAGCUAGACAGCGGUGAGUAG
Molecule: messenger RNA, 1982 nt
Organism: Leguminivora glycinivorella
Lineage: Eukaryota; Metazoa; Arthropoda; Insecta; Lepidoptera; Tortricidae
Exons: 9
Coding region: 279-1982 (567 amino acids)
Biological process (GO): protein modification process
Cellular component (GO): cytoplasm
Molecular function (GO): protein-L-isoaspartate (D-aspartate) O-methyltransferase activity
Source: RefSeq, a predicted model, not a curated record